This is a messenger RNA of Xiphophorus hellerii (green swordtail), 2187 nucleotides long. RefSeq names its product heat shock 70 kDa protein 12A-like. Lineage: Eukaryota; Metazoa; Chordata; Actinopteri; Cyprinodontiformes; Poeciliidae. The record is from RefSeq and is a predicted model, not a curated record. Gene Ontology annotation, molecular function: ATP binding; ATP-dependent protein folding chaperone. The transcript is spliced from 4 exons. Bases 35 to 1804 code for a protein of 589 amino acids.
UUCUUUACAGCAACAAGCCAGACCAGUUCAAGCAAUGGAAAACUCAUACAUAAUAGCAAUAGACUUUGGAACUGCAUAUAGUGGAUAUGUCUUCAAUAUCACACCCAGUGAUGAAAAGCCAGACCCCCACUUAAAGAAGUGGGGAAAAGAAAUUGGACUGGACACUCCAAAGACUCCAACCUGCAUCUUGUUUGAUGAAUCUGAAGAAUUUGUGGCUUUUGGUUAUCAGGCCACAGCAACAUACAACUGCAUGAGAGGGGAAACUGGAAAGAAACACUAUUUCUUUCAAAAUUUUAAGAUGGCUCUCUAUGGAAAAGAACUUAGAAGGGAUAUGAAGAUCAAAGCAGCCAAUGGGAAGGAAAUGACGGCCCUGAAGGUUUUUACAGAAGCUUUGAGAUUUCUGAAGGACGACGCAUUAAAAACCAUUAGUUCCAAUGCAGCAGGUAUGGUACUCUUGGCCUCUGACUUCACCUGGGUCCUGACCGUUCCUGCCAUCUGGGAUCAGUCAGCAAAACAGUUCAUGAGAGAAGCUGCAAUGGAGGCAGGUAUUGUGGAAAAGGAAUCUGAGGAAAAACUGGUGAUAGCACUGGAACCAGAAGCUGCUUCAAUCUGGUGUAAGAAGCUUCCAUCAGAUGGAUUCAUCGCAGAAAAACACAACGGCACUUCUUUGGAUCAACGUCAAGGAUCUCAGUACAUUGUUGUUGACUGUGGAGGAGGAACCAUUGACAUCACUGUUCAUGAAGUCCUGGAAGGAGGAGCCUUAAAGGAGCUGCACAAAGCCUCUGGAAACGAUCUGGGAGGACAAACUGUGGACAGGAAGUUUAAAGAGUUCCUUAGAGAAAUAUUCACUGAUGGAGUCUGGGAUGAAUAUGAAGAAAAAUAUCCCAGUGAGAUUCAGAGAAUGAUGUAUGAUUUUACCCAUCUCAAACAGUCAGGUGAAGAUGUUCAGAUCCCGUGUCCAUUUAAUCUGGGACAAGUAGCUCAGAAAAAGAAAAACUUAGAGAAGUUCUUUGAGUCUGUGAAAGGUGCGUCCUGGAACGAGGGAUCAAUAAAAAUUUCCAAAGAAAAAAUGAGAUAUUUCUUUGAGGAAAGUGUGAUGGGCAUCACCGGGAAUCUUAGGGAAAUCCUUGAUAAAAAUUACAGAAUUGAGUACGUUUUGUUAGUUGGGGGUUUCGCGAAUAGCCAGAUUCUGCAGCAGUACAUUAUUGAUCAGUUUAGUGAUACCUGUAGGAUUCUGUGUCCUUUCAGAGCUCAGGAAGCAAUCAUGAGAGGAGCUGUUGAGUUUGGAAGAAAACCGUCCUGGGUUGCAUCUCGAAAAAGCCCCUACACAUACGGGGUGGCUCUCUGUGAGCCCUUUGAUGAGAUCAAACAUAAGCCAGAAAAGAAAUUCAUGAUUGGUGAGGAGGAAUGGUGCUGUGAUAGGUUCAUGACAUUGGUGCAAGCAGGUGAAGAUGUCUGGUGGGAUGAGAUUAGAGAACUCAUCCUUCGACCGGUAGACAAAGAUCAGACAUGCAUGGUGAUGAGAUUUUAUCGCACAGAAAGGAUCUUUCCUUAUUAUGUUGAUGACUUGGGAGUUGAAGAAGCUGGUUCAUUUGAUGUUCCAAUGCCUAACAUUAGUGAAGGUAGAGGGCGCCAGGUGAAGUUAGAAAUCAGGUUCGGCUCCACAGAGAUAACAGCUACAGACACAGACACGACUUCUGGUUCAAAAGGGUUAAUCAAGUUUGACUUUAUUAGGACAGAUGAUCCAAGGUGUGUUGAGCCUUAUUUAUAUUACUCUCCAGACGGAAAAACACUACCAGAAUGAGAUUAAUGUAGAAGAAUCAGAGUACGGUAAUCAGUUUUUGUUUAACUGUGCUGCUGAACUUUUUUGUCCUUAUUUUUUUAGUAUGAAACUUUGUUGUCAAUAUCAAAUGGUUAAAAUAUCAACUUUUGCUUAAAGACUUUUAAAGUCCUUGAAUUUCUUAAACGAGUUUAUCAUGAUCUGCAACCUGUAAAUGAAGAAACUUUGCAGACCUUCGUAAGAAUGAUCAAAAAUCAACCUUAAUCACACAUAACAUGAACCAUGUCUUUAGCAAUUGGGGAUUCACAUGAAGAAACAAAAAAUUGAGUUUAAAUCAGUUAAUUGAUGUUUGUUAGGUAAAUUGUAUAUAUUAUCAAAUAUUUGUUGUUUCAUGUGCCUUUAUAAUG